CUGCUGCGCUCGUGCUCGUGCUCGUCUUCGGCCGGUGUCCAGUCAGUUCGGACGCGCUGGAGCGGCGAGCCUGGCUGGAGACGCACGACUUACUUUUGCGGCCGACCUUCUCUCAGUGAUGGGAUUGAUAUUUCGUCCUUAAAACGUGUGUUUGAAGUUGGAGAAGAGGUGACCCUUACGUGCGAAGAAGGGUACCUGCCUUCAGCCGCAACACCUCCCAGAAUAUCCUGCACUUCCACAGGAGAGUGGACACAAUCUAACCUGGCAUGCUCCCAGGUGAACUGUGGCAUCCCAGUAAACAUACCCAACGGCCACAUCACAUUUGCUGUGAUGAGACCACAUGGCUACAAGGAGAAAGUGAAGUACGCUUGCGCUGAUCACUACACUCUGGACGGUCAGGCUGAGAUCCAAUGUCAAAACACAGGAAAUUGGUCAUCAAUGCCUGUCUGCAGGGCUCCCUGCACAGUUGGCAUAAAGAGAGGCCGAAUCUUUUACAAUGCCAAGAAGCUUUGGAUUCAAGACCUGAAACCAAACAGAGUCCUCCACGGAGAGCACGUUGUCUUCUAUUGCCUGAACAAAGCCGAGAAGUGUGGCUAUCCUGUAGCCAGCACGUGUAAAGAUGGAACCCUCCCCAUCCCAGAAUGCUUUGAGGUAUGCAUUAGACCCGAGCUGACUGGCAACAUCGUGAUUGCUGGAAUCCAGAAGUCCUUUGGCCCCGGGGUGGUUUUAGCACUGUCCUGUCAACAAGGAUACACCCCAGUGUCCGGUCCCCCUGUGGAAUGUGGUCUUGCACCAGUCCCAAAGAAUGGAAUGGUAAUUUAUGACAAGAAAGUCAGAGGGAACACGACUGAAUACAGCCUCACAGCUACAUACGUAUGUCUGCCUCCAUAUGCAAUCUCUGGUGACCCAACAGCAGAGUGCACUGCCAGCGGGGCCUGGACCAAAACACCUGAAUGUCAAGAUCAGAAGCCACUUGGCACAUGGACAGUGAAACAAGGACAAACUCUGACCUGUUCAGCGGUCUUCAACUUACAGACCAAGGAGUAUGUUGCCGUCUCGGACAACAAGGUGAUAAGAAUUUGGAAAGAAGAAGACAUCAUAUUGGAUAAGGCCUUCAAAGCAACAGUGUCAGCAGAUGUCUGGAUGGUGCACUGCGCUCGUGGAGGAGAGCCUUUGGUGUUGUUUCAGAGGGGAGCCGUGAGAGUUCUGGACUCCCUGCUUUGUGACCCACAGCAGCCCAUAGAGGAGGUCCUUGCUCCAGAGGAGACCAUUAGGUGGAGCACCAGUGUUGUGGCAGAGACCCAGCAGCUUCUCAUUUUCAGAACUGAACUGAAAGGAGAUCAUUUCCUCUACCUGCAGAGACUGAAUCCCAGCUCUGUUCAGAAGUACCGACUUGAGGGCGAGGAGUCCGGACACACUCCGCUCAGCUUCUCCGCCUCGUACAGGGACAAACACAUCCACCUGCUUUAUCUCUACCCUAACGGUCACGUGUACCAGAGCGUGAUCUCGGUGCGGGCUCCAGAGGCUGACGUGGCGGCCCCUGCUGUCCUGCUGCCCCGCAGCCUGGUGCUCAGUCUUCCUGGAGCUGGGGACCUGCUGGAAGCGGCAUCCGCCGUGGUGCUGGAUGAUGCCCAUGUGGCUGUGGUGGGGGUUCCGCACCCAUCGGCUGGAGCUGGGAAAGGCCAAGGUUCCCUGUCCUUCCAGCUGCUGGGUGCUGAUGGAGGACUGUAUGACUUUGGUAGACUAUUGUAUCUGCUCUCCACUGUGAGGGGGCCGGCUGUCCCUUACCACAACUUAACAGCAGUUUACAACCCAAAAACCAGUUGCAUGAAUCGAACUUUAUGGAGCUACUCAAACAAGUUGUUCAUUCCGCAUGGGAAAACCCUUUCCGUCAUACCGUUUGCAUGCCCCAAAUCGUCCCUUGCUUCUGCUCUGGGAAAGCUGAAGCAGGCCAAGACGGAAGAGUCCAGGCCUCUGGCUUUUGUGCCAUCUUGGAAUAAUAUCCUGCAUGGAGACAUAGGACGGGCCCCUAAAGCCGUGGAGGGCAGGAAGACGAGAGGGACCCGUAAGACACAGCCGGCUGCUAAUUUAACCACUGACCAAGUGCUAGAGCUCGUCAAGACGGCCCCAGUGGAGGAAGUAAAGCAGGGGGUACAGGGUCUGCUGUCCAGGCAUGACCUCACAGACCUGCAGCCCUCGUUGGGUCAGCUAGUGUUCACCCUCGUGUCCCGGAGCAUGGCUGAUCCAGCUUUGUACUUGCCUGGCAUCCUGGCACAGCUUGUGCAAACCCGGUACCUCUGCCACAGUGUGUGUCCUGAUCUUUUGCUGCUGGCCCUGGAGAAGAAGGAUUACUUUCUGUGUCAGCUAUGCAUGCAGGUCUUCCCUGACAUCCCAGAGGCCUUCACCUGUGCCUGUCUCAAGGCAUUCCUCAGUUUGCCAGAUGUUGAUGCCGAAAAGUUGAGCCUGGAUCCUGACAGCGUCUCUUUCAUGGAAACCCUAGUCUUAAAAGAGCUUAGCCAGGAGGGCCUGCAGAACGGUUUUAGUCCCACCUCCACUAAGGAGGACUACUCGGACGACAUCGGCGGCCAGCAAAGCCGGACAGAUGAGGCCACACCACCAAAAGAGAUUUGCCCAGUGGGAUUACACAAAGCUGUUCUACUAAAUGAAGUCCUGCAGACGGCGUACAGCGAUACCUUCCUCCUCCCACAUCUAAAGGAUCUCUCCUCUCAACAUAUCAUGGAUUGGAUUUGUAUGCUGUUGGAUGCCCAUUUUACAGUUCUAGUGAUGACUCCGGAGGCCAAAGACUUACUGCUGAACCUCCACCGUUCCGUGCAGUUUCAGGUGAAGGUGUUUUCAGAGCUCGGGAAGAUUGAAGGCAGCCUCCAAGUACUCAAAAAGAUGAAGGCAAACAGGGACGUUGGACAAUACUCCAUAGAAGUAAUUGAGCUGUUUUAGUAAAAAAGUGUACAGAAACAUUUUUAAAAAUCCAACUCUCAAUUUUCAGAUAAAGAUGGUGAUAUAUUACAGUGCUUUUUGGCACAGAUGUUGCCUGUUUAAAGGGUCGACUGUUUCACAAAAAAUCCUCAUGUAACUGCCUUUUGUAAAAUUGUUGAAUCUCUUGUAUUUUUGGUGUGUUUGCAUGUUGGAUUCGCAGUUCACACAUUUUCAAAUGGUUAAUUAUGCGAUAGUGAAAUGUAUGAAAAAACACUUUGUACAACAAAAUUGUAACAGUUUUUUUACUUUUAAAUUUCAGUUAGUCUGUGUUAUUUGGUGUAUGUAUGUGUCAAAACACAGCGGAAUAUUUGUAAAUCUGUCAAAGAAUAUAUCAGGAGGGGGGAUCAUUUAGAUGCCAUUUUUUUAUUAAAAGCUGCUGUCAAAUUCCAGCCCAGUGAAUGGAUUUUGGACCCAAAAAAGUUGUAAUGUGUUUAUUGGUAUUUGUUGUUGGAUAUAGAUCAAAAGAAAAACAUGUGGUUAU
Molecule: messenger RNA, 3475 nt
Organism: Menidia menidia (Atlantic silverside)
Lineage: Eukaryota; Metazoa; Chordata; Actinopteri; Atheriniformes; Atherinopsidae
Source: the annotation of a GenBank genome assembly